UUAUUUUAUAAUUAACAUCCUAUUUCACUUCUUUGCUUUUGCUGUUACAAUCCGUAUUUUAUACUUUCUUAGUAUCAAAAUGGCGACCAAAACAUAUUGGUUUCCGAUCGUCUGUGUUUUCUUAUUAUUUUUCGAUUUGUGUACGUCUUUCUUCGACAUUGAUGAACUGAAGACAGUGCAUUACGGACUAGACAUAGCUAGUGAGCCUGUCGUUGUUACCGAGGAAUUACCGGUUGGAGCUAUUGAGCUGAUGUCUAAGUAUGGACAGCAGUACCGCUGCAGUUUCCCAGACCACAGCAUACAGGACAAGGAGAAAGAGGAGCAGGAAAAGGUUGCCAUGGAAACAGGAAUACUGCAGCUCUUGAAGCCACUGGAGUCUGGGGAUUGUCUUUUUAAGACAAAGGAUUGGUGGACCUAUGAAUUCUGUUAUGGAAAAUACAUUCGACAGUAUCACGCUGAGGAUGGAGUCAUAAAAGGAGAAAUUAUCUACUUGGGUAAUUAUGAGUCCGACUACGACUGGGAUAAUGAGACGAAAAAAGAUGAACGUUUAAAAAGUAAGAGCAGCUUCUUCCGCUAUCACAGUCAGACAUACAACAACGGCUCGAAGUGUGAUCUCACGCAGACACCACGCAAGGCAGAAGUGCGGUUUUUGUGUGAGGAGGGUUCUGCGGAUUACAUAGCUCGUAUAGACGAACCUCAGACGUGUGUGUACAUCAUAACCAUCAACACCGCCCGCCUGUGCAGCCAUCCCUACUUGAAGCCCCUUGCGCCGAAGAAACCAGUCUCCAUCACGUGCAACCCGUUGCUAAGUACGGAACAGUAUCAGGAAUAUCUUCUCGAGGUCGAAGUGGAACAAAAGCGGAAAGAAAAAGAGGCAGAAAAAGCCAGGUUGGAAGAAGAGAAAAGAAUACAGGAGAAUUUAGAGAAGGAAAAAGCUCAAGCAGUUGAAGAUAAGACAGGAAAUCUGCCUGACCCAGUGGACAGCGGUGAUAAACUCAGCAGAGUUGAAACAUAUUUGAAAAAUACUCUGACCAAGGAAGUUAGGAACAUACAGGAUCGGUUAGCUGUUGACAAGUUACAUCUGAAGAUGAAACCCAAUCCUCCAGACGCAGUGACAGAAAAUGAUAUGGGUGACAAGUCAAACCAGAAGAUAAAGCCCCAACCUCCAGAUGCUGCUGUAGACAUUAAAAUAACCGACCAACAGGAUAAAUCACAAUCUACUGCAGGUCAUUCAAAAUCUACUGCAGGCCAUUCAGAAUCUACUUCAGGUCAUUCAGAAUCUACUGCAGGUCAUCCAGAAUCUACUGUAGAUCAUUCAGAAUCUACUGCAGGCCAUUCAGCAUCUACUGCAGGUCAUUCAGAAUCUACUGCAGGUCAUUCGGAACCUUCUGCAGGUCAUUCGGAACCUACUGUGCAUCCAGCAGACAGAAAUAUGAGACAGUCAAGAACUAAAGGUGAUGACAACUUGCACAAAGAUGAUGCUCUCCUUGAAGACACAGAUGAUGGUGAAAGUCACAUCUACGAUGAUUUUGAUAAAGAACUAGAAAAUGUGAAGAAAACCUACAAAAACAAACGCGAACAGUUUAUUAACAUGAAAGAAAAGGUGCGGUCCGUCAUUGAAUCACAGUUUGAUGAAAUUGUCAAUGAGGCUGAAGAGACUCUGGGUGAGAAGAUAGACAAACAGAAAGCUUUCCAACAGUUAAGCGGAACACUGAACAAACUUAUUCGCAAACUGGAGGACACAGAAAAAGAUAUAAGUGAUGUCGACAAGGUUCUGGCCGCUGCACUGUUAGAGGAUGUCAAUGAUGACAAGGGCCAAUCAGAACCUGGCAGUCAGUCACAGAGUCAGAUAAAGGCUCCGCCAAAAACCGUGGAAACGAAGACAGAGGAGCGAAUUAAAGUGCGAAUAACGAGGAUAAAGAGUAGCAACAUCGUCAAAGUGGAGGAAGAAAUCCCCGACAAGGCCAGGAAACACCUGGAAGACACCGUGAAAAAUGGGCUGGAGGAGGCUGGGCUGGAUACUGGAGGUGGUAAAAUUCAAGUGAAGAUAAUAACCACUGGCUACUACAACACUGACGAUGACUCCAUACACAUACUGUCUGAUGAAGAAAGUGCCUCGUUUCAACACUUGAUAGUGGCAGUGCUGGGAGGGUCAAAUGAGGCUGCAAAGGAAGAAGAACGACAGAAGACGUUGGAAGACAACUACAGCAAAGUGUGGGGCAAGAAAUCGGAGAGCAGUCAAGACUCGACGUCAAAUGAUGACGAAUCAAAACUAGUCGAUGAGAAUUAGUUCAGUCACAGAAAUCCAAUCAAAAAUACACCUACAUGUAGCUUUAAACAAAUAGUUAAUACUAUUGCUUACUUUUUAAACAAAUAGUUAAUACUAUUGCUUACUUUUUAAACAAAUAGUUAAUACUAUUGCUUACUUUUUAAACA
This is a messenger RNA of Gigantopelta aegis, 2436 nucleotides long. RefSeq names its product protein OS-9-like. NCBI's taxonomy places the organism in Eukaryota, Metazoa, Mollusca, Gastropoda, Neomphalida, Peltospiridae. Gene Ontology annotation, cellular component: endoplasmic reticulum lumen. The coding region runs from base 80 to 2290 and encodes 736 amino acids. The record is from RefSeq and is a predicted model, not a curated record. The transcript has 17 exons. Gene Ontology annotation, biological process: retrograde protein transport, ER to cytosol; endoplasmic reticulum unfolded protein response.